AUGAUAAAAGAAAAGUGGGUUUGCUCAAAUUGUUCCCCUGCUGCAUAUUGGUUAAACUUUGAUUGAUUCUGAACGUGGUGAUUAACCUUGUUCCCAAUUAGUUCUUUUAUUAUGCUUCCUUAACCCUUACCAGUUUAAAUUAGAUAAAUGAAAAUUUUCAAGACAAUCAGGGAGCAGAUUCCAUUUGAUUAUGUUGAAUAAAAAUGAGCAAUAAAAGAGACAAGCAUGAUGAUGAAUCUAGUGAGAGAGGUUUGUUUUCACAUAUAAUAGGCUAUCCAUCAGCACCACCUUAUCCUCCUCCACCUGGAUCAUACCCAGCAUCAGGUUAUCCACCUCCAGGAGGCUAUCCUCCAACAGCAUAUCCACCACCUGCAUAUCAACCUCAAGGAGCAUAUCCACCUUCUGGUUAUUACCCUUCAGGAUAUCCACCUCCAGGAGGGUAUCCACCUUCUGGUUAUCCUCAUUCAGGAUAUCAUCAACCACCUUAUCCUCCCCCACAUGGCGGCUAUCCAGGUGCUCCACAUCCAUAUUCUUCAGGGCAUGGGGCUGGUGUUGGAGGAUUGUUAGCAGGGGGUGCUGCUGCUGCAGCUGUUGCAUAUGGAGCUCACCAUCUGGCACAUGGAGGUCAUCAUCAUGGUCAUCAUCAUGGUCAUCAUUAUGGACAUGGGGGUUACUUUGGUCAUGGAAAGUUUAAGCAUGGGAAAUUUGGCAAGCGUUGGAAGCAUGGCAGGUUUGGAUUCGGCAAGUUUAAGCAUGGUUGGAAAAGAUGGAAGUGAUACAAUGGCCAAUAUAUAAAAUAUGUAAUUAUGCAUGGUCAUGAAGGUUGAAUUCUGGGAUGAAUAAUGUUUGCUAUUAGCAAUAUACUGAGUUUCAGUUAGAGGUUUGCUAGGACUACUUUUUGUACAUUGGUCAUUAUUAUCUUUUGUGCAAAUGUGUGUGGCUCCUGUACACAUAAGAAAGCCAUUAUCCUUAAUUAUUUAGCUUGCUUUCUUACUAUUUUCUUCUUCAUGAAUAGCUUAAGUUGAGAUAACAGUUUAGUAAAUUUGACAGAAAACGUUUGUCACUUUUCAGUAGUAGAAGUUUCUGCUUCCAGUGUGGAAAUAGGCCGUACAUGUAGAAACUUGUAUCCUAUUA
Molecule: messenger RNA, 1134 nt
Organism: Gastrolobium bilobum
Lineage: Eukaryota; Viridiplantae; Streptophyta; Magnoliopsida; Fabales; Fabaceae
Product: glycine-rich protein A3-like
Exons: 3
Coding region: 204-776 (190 amino acids)
Source: RefSeq, a predicted model, not a curated record